Molecule: messenger RNA, 1304 nt
Organism: Labrus bergylta (ballan wrasse)
Lineage: Eukaryota; Metazoa; Chordata; Actinopteri; Labriformes; Labridae
Product: golgin subfamily A member 6-like protein 24
Source: RefSeq, a predicted model, not a curated record
GAUGGUGGUGAAGAAAGAGAGGGAGGAGGAAGAACAACAGAAGGAUGGAGAAGAAGAAAAGAUGGAGGUGGAGGAAAAGGUUGUAAUGAUGGUUGAGGAGGAAAAGAUGGAGGGGGAAGAAGAAAAGGAGGUGGAGAGAGAACAUAAAGAAGAAGAGAUAGAUGGAGAAGAGGAGCAAGAGCCUGUCGCUGUAAGAGAAGUAGAAAUGCAGGUUUUGGUAAACAGAGAAGAAAAUGCAGAAGAAGAAGAAGCACAUGAUGAGACAGAAUCCCAGAAAUCCUCCCCUCCAUCACCUCCCCAGACCUCUGCCGACACUCUGAGGGCUGAUGGAGCAGAAACAGGAGGUGGAGCUCACAGAGACGACUCAGACGCUGCCAAAAACCACAACGGGGACGUUUCCCCCGCCUCGGUGAGCGGGGACAAAGAGGAGCAGGGAGCUCCAACACAAACUGUUUCUCCAACAGACAUCAUCGUGCCUCCUCUCCACGCCACUCUGAACCUGAGAUACCUCACAGACGAAGAGAUCCAGAGUCUGGAGGAGCGAUUCUUAACGCUGUCAGUGACAUCACUUCCUGCUCCAGGUGAUCUUGUUGAAGUGGCAGAGGAAGCAGGGGACGAGGACACCUGGGAGAUCAUACCUGAUCUACACACAGAUCUGCAGGCCUUGGAUUACAGCUGGAAGAUGUCGAUGGAAGCAGGAGGACCAGAAAGCAAUGAGCUCAGUCCAGCUCCAAACUCUUCCAGCCCAGGAGACACUGUGAUGGAAGUGAAGGAGGAAAACGGAGACAAAGAUGAAGGAGGUAAAAACUCGAAGCAGAACUCAGGGGCGGAUGCAGCGGACGAAAAGAAGAACGGUCAGCCGUCAAAGUACAAAACUGUCUCCUACAGGAGGAUCCGUAGAGGAAACACCCGACAGAGGAUCGAUGAGUUUGAGGCCAGGAUGGACUCGUGAUCAGACACUUUAAAUAUUCUCGUCAUAUUGUGUUCAGUUGAUCCGGUAGCUGUUUGUAAUCCUUUUGUAGCAGAUGAUUAUCCUUAGUAGUUAAAUAUAUAGAAAAUUAGAGGAUCCAGUAUAAAGCCUUGUGGUACACCAUAUGCAAUGCCUAUAUUGAGUUAUAAAAACAUUACUGUCCGAAGCCAGGGGUUUUUUGUUGUUAAGGUAUCCUUGAUCUUUAAAUCACCUCUAUCUUGAUAGCUGGACCUUGUUCAUAUUUUUGUGGGGCCAUUUUUCAGAGGCAAACACAUCUUUUUAGUAAAUUAAAUAUAUAUGAAAUAAAGUGCUAUGUUUUUGUAGUUAAUGUAAA